Molecule: messenger RNA, 1120 nt
Organism: Microplitis mediator
Lineage: Eukaryota; Metazoa; Arthropoda; Insecta; Hymenoptera; Braconidae
Product: pro-resilin-like
Exons: 5
Coding region: 371-1033 (220 amino acids)
Cellular component (GO): extracellular matrix
Source: RefSeq, a predicted model, not a curated record
UGUUGUGUGAGUUGCUUGUGCUGCUGCUGCUGCAGUGUCAGCUAUUUAAAUGCAACUAACGGACACACAUCAGCCAACCAACCAACUAACAUGCUACUAGACGACGCCGUCGCGGUCAUCACUCAUCAUCAUCAUCAUCAUCAUCAUUAUCGUCAACGUUUCUUCUCAUGGUACCUCAUCUGCGGAAGAUGAAUAACACUUGUUCAAGUACGCGCGGUCUAGGAAGGAUGCCCACUUAUUCAAACAUUCACUUUUGCGCUAUAUGCAAAACCAAAUACCUACUACUAUCCCCAAACAUCAUACUACAAUAUAAAAGCAGAUUAUUCCAUCAUCGAAAAAUCAAAUCCAAUUGUAUCUUCACGGCAGUAAGAUGAAGGUGAUAAUUAUUUUAUCAAUAGCAACGUCUGUGUCACUGGGAAGUUUGGAGCCGGAGGGUUAUAAACCACCACACUCUGCUGGCCAAUCAGAUCAUUAUUUACCAGCAUCAUUAUCCUCGUCAAGUCACCGUAGUAUUUUACCAAACCAAGGACUAACACCAGAAUCCCAUUAUCUCCCGACGAGUUACCAAAGUCCAUCUCAAAAUAAUAAUCAGUACACUGGGGGUGCCGUUGGAGCUGGGGUUGCUAGCGGAGCUGGUGUCAUUGGUGUCGUUGGUGUCGUUGGUGCUUCCAGUGCUGGUGGACAACCUCGACAGUCUAACGUUCUCGCCAGUGGAAACAUAAAUCAACCACCUGGAAAUUACUAUCCUUCCAGUCCAAUCGGGUAUCCUGAUGAAAGCUUUGCGGGCUACGACAUUCACCAACCAUUAGCCAAAUACGAAUUCGAGUAUCGCGUUAACGACGAAUAUGGAAAUGACUACAGUCACAAAGAAAGUAGAAAUGGCGAUGAUUCUACCCAGGGAGUUUACACAGUUUUAUUACCUGAUGGACGCAAACAAAUUGUUCACUACACUGCUGACCAGGAUGGUUACAAGCCCAAAAUUACUUACGAAGAAUCCGCAACUGGUUAUGGUCAAGGAGGAUAUCAGUAUUAGCAUUCAAAUUAAAAUUUAUUAAGCCAUAUAUAAAUAAUCUAGUUAUUUUUUGCUAGCAAUUUAUCUAUGUACGUGUUUUACAUAAUU